GAGAGCAAGACAGGAGACGACACGAUCUUGAUCGGAGGACAAUUGUUUCGAAGAGCACCAGCACCGGGUCAGGCACUUAGGUCGCCUGUGUAUCAGGUAUCUGCCCAUUCAUCGCCACAAAGCAUUCACGGCCACCCGCACUACCCAACACAAACACAGACACACGAGCUACAUCAGUCACGCUAUCCCACUGCAGCAGUUGGUCAUGCCUUGCAUGAUCGACCAGUGGCCUCCAUUGAGCCACCCGACGACCUGAGACGUAUGGCCAUAGCAUCCGCAUCAGCUAAGAGCGAUACUCGCUCAAAUGGACAUCACUCAAGGCCCGAGUCCCCGUCCUUUGAUUCUCCCGGCAAGCGACGACGAGUGGAACAGCCCAGACCAGGUCCUUGUGUGAAUCCAUACCAGGCUCAACCACCCUCACCCAUCGGAUCUGGUCAUUAUGUCAAUGCUCAACCGAGCAAGCCACCUGUUGGGGUUAUGACCAUACCUUAUCAACCAAGCCCUCCACAGACUGAUCGCGGAAGCCCUUUUGCGGAUGCACCUGCACCUUUCCGAGUUGAUCUUCGGCCCUCUACAUACGUGCCUCCAGCGUUGCCCGAGUUGAAUGGCUCCACGUACAGACCCAUGCAAGGUGAGAAUAGGCCUCUCGCAGACGUGUCUUACGAUCCCAGGCAGCCCAUGGUGCAGCAGAAUGAGAGAUACCACUCCGCUGUCCCGCAGCGACAACCAGAACCGCGCCAUGGAUUUGUUGAUGCACAGGUGGCUCCAAUCCAAUACAUUCCCCUCCCUCCACAAGGCCAGGAUCAGUACGGACGCCCGGCGUACGCGCGAGUACCUGCCCAUGACUACCAUAGAUCUGGGUAUCAGACAGGUCCACCUCCACCCAGAGUGGUAUAUGUGGAAGCUCCGCGCCAGUAUACGCCAGUUCAUGGCGCACCCGCGGCGGUGCAACAGCUGCCCAGAGCGGCACCCAAUGGGGCUUACAAGCAGCAGCCUUCGACAGCAGCGCCAGUGACAGCGCCUCCAUAUGCGCCAAUUGCAGGACAACAACAGUACUACUAUCCACGAUGAAAGUAUUAAUGAACGUUCUCUAUGAUGGAUGACCACCUGGUUCUGCUUUGAUCUCCACAUGAUUUCGAUGGGUCAUCUUAACUGAGAUGUACCGACUCAUGAUACAGCUUAGAAGCCCAAGUAUGGCGAACCGCGCCUGACUUGCCGUGCAACACAGGGCCCAGACGCGCCAGCGUCGAGACAGUGCAGACUCUGAUGCUCACAGAGCAAUUCAGCAUGCGAUGAGCAGGACUAGGAGAUGAUGGGCGAAGAGUCUUGGGAUCAGUAUUGGAUGCCUGUCACUCAGGGGCAAUGACAGCAAGGAAGAAAUUGGCGCACAGCUGCAGUGCGUACAUGUAAGGCCAAGGACCAAGACUCUGGCUGAACAAGCAGGCAGGCAAUAGGCACACUUGGUGUCAAUGUAAACAUGCCAAGAAAGAGAGGCUUCGAGUAGCGCAAGGAAUAAUUUCCAAGCAUCGAAUGGAAAUGUAACAAUGCCUUGG
This is a messenger RNA of Pseudocercospora fijiensis CIRAD86, 1553 nucleotides long. RefSeq lists its product as uncharacterized. Bases 262 to 1071 code for a protein of 269 amino acids. The transcript is spliced from 3 exons. The record is from RefSeq and is a predicted model, not a curated record. NCBI's taxonomy places the organism in Eukaryota, Fungi, Ascomycota, Dothideomycetes, Mycosphaerellales, Mycosphaerellaceae.